Molecule: messenger RNA, 1968 nt
Organism: Callorhinchus milii (elephant shark)
Lineage: Eukaryota; Metazoa; Chordata; Chondrichthyes; Chimaeriformes; Callorhinchidae
Gene: ints7
Product: integrator complex subunit 7
Exons: 13
Coding region: 29-1675 (548 amino acids)
Biological process (GO): snRNA 3'-end processing
Cellular component (GO): integrator complex
Source: RefSeq, a predicted model, not a curated record
CCUCGGGGGGGGGCCUCUGGCGGCGGCCAUGGCCCUGUCCGCGGCGCGGCCGUUCCUGGCCGAAGGCGGUUACGGGGAGCAGGAGAUGGACGCCAAUUCCGCUCUGAUGGAGCUGGACAAAGGAUUAAGGUCAGGCAAACUCGGCGAGCAGUGCGAAGCAGUUGUUCGUUUCCCGAGGCUGUUCCAAAAGUACCCAUUCCCAAUCCUUAUCAACUCGGCUUUUCUCAAACUUGCGGAUAUCUUCCGAGUUGGAAAUAAUUUCCUACGGUUGUGCGUGCUGAAAGUGACUCAGCAGAGUGAAAAACAUUUGGAGAAAAUUUUGAAUGUCGACGAGUUUGUGAAACGGAUCUUCUCGGUGAUUCACAGCAACGACCCAGUGGCCAGAGCCAUCACUCUGCGAAUGCUGGGAAGUAUGGCUUCAAUUAUCCCCGACAGGAAGAAUGCACAUCAUAGCAUUCGCCAGAGUUUAGAUUCCCAUGAUAAUAUUGAGGUAGAAGCUGCUAUUUUUGCUGCUGCCCAUUUCUCCGCACAGUCCAAAGAUUUUGCUGCAGGAAUUUGUAACAAAAUUGCUGAGAUGAUUGAAGGUCUGGCCACACCGGUAGAUCUGAAGUUACAGCUGAUUCCCAUCCUGCAGCACAUGCACCACAACGCCACCCUCGCCUCCACUACCCGGCUCCUCCUCCAGCAGCUGGUGACAUCUUACCCUUCCACCAAGAUGGCGAUAGUCACCCUGCACACCUUCACACAGCUAGCUGCAUCUUCACUGAUUGAUAUCCCAAAGCAAAUUCAGCUUUUGCUGCAGUAUUUGAAAGAAGAUCCAAGAAAAGCUGUGAAGAGGCUCGCCCUUGAGGAUCUGAAGUUGUUGGCUAAUAAAACGCCACAUAUGUGGACCCGAGAAAACAUUCAGGCAUUGUGUGAAUGUGCCCUUCAAACCCCCUAUGACGGCCUGAAAUUGGGGACACUCUCUGUCCUAUCCACACUAUCGGGUACCAUCGCUAUAAAACAGUACUACUAUAAUUCACAAGGAAGUGCUGCAGCUCCAGUGCAACCUACUGAUCUGAUGAAGCUCGCACAAGAGUGCUGUUACCAUAGUAAUGGUGCUAUUGCAGCCCAUGGGGUCACGGUUUUAACAAAUGUCGUAGCUUCCUGUUUGGAGAAAGAUCUCUCAGCUUUGGAACAAGAUGCAGUUUGUGCAUUGGAGUCUAUUCUGGUUCUUUGCAGCCAGGAUAGUAGUAAAGAAGCACAGAAUGUUUUAAAGACAGCGUUCACUUGUAUGGUGAAGCUGGUGCGUUGUCGCUCCCACCUGAGCCAGUCAGUGGUAGAGUCGUUACUGUCUCAGCUACACACCGCGCAGGAUGCUGCCAGGAUACCCAUGUGCCAUUGCCUCGCAGCUAUCGCCGUGCAGCUGCCCGUCUUGGGAGAAGGAAUGCUCGGAGAGCUGAUGGAGCUGUAUCAGAAGAUUGGAUCCUCGUCGACAGACAAGCAGCAAGAACUUCUGAUGAAGGUAUCCACGGAGGAAUUCCGAAGCCUAGCAACACGCUACCACGACCUUUAUCAGUCCUCCUUUGAUGCUGACUCAGCCACUUUGAGAAACGUCGAGUUACAGCAGCAGAGUUGCCUGUUGAUUUCUCACUCUAUUGAAGCACUAAUCCUCGAUCCAGAAUCUGCCAGGUGACACUAUUUCCGAUUGUAGAAUAAGAAUGUGUUACGUACAGUCAAGCAUCCUCUUUUCAAAUAUUCAGCGCAGGGGCCAGCACAUUGUCAUCACUUUUGGGACCUGGAUGUGAAUCCAGCCCAGUCUAAUGGCAUAAAAGUCUCGUCUAUUGACUGUAACUGGAUUUGGCCAAUCUCAACAUAGUCCUGAGUGGGUGUAAACCAAACACAGUUGUCAAAACAUUACCAGUACAUUGGGUAACUCAUUUUAUAUAGUGGGCAAAAGUAUGGCUGUUGUGGGAGGUGGAAAAUUUC